AUGGUGGAGAAACAACAAAAGUUUUGUGUUGCUGGUUCUUGUUUUGCUGCCAAGAAAAUUCAGAAUUCGAAAAAAAGAAAAGAAUGCGAGGAUCAACAAUCCGGAAGUGAAGUUUUUAAUGAGUAUCCUAGCUGGGUCAAGAAGCCAAAAACAUGUAGCGCAGCUAGUUCCAUUGCUUCUUCAAGAACUCCAGGGAGGGUUGUCAAUGAAACAAGGGUUUUUUAUGACAAUUGGGUUAACUCUACUGGUCGUGAUUCAAGAAAUAAUGGACUUUCUAGUGGGUUGCUGUCACUUUCCAUCGAGAACCAUAGCUGUGUCAAGAAGCCAAAAACAAGCGCCCCAAUUGGUUCUAUGGCUGCUUCAAGAAAUCCAGGGAUGGUGUUACAAGAACUAAAUCCUUUUGAUGACGAGCGGGUUACCGAGAAUUAUUCUUGUCCUGAUUCAAAAAGCAAAGAAUCUAUAAAAGAGAGAAGAGUGGCUUUUAAUCUCAGGAGGAUGAAACCAUCUUAUGGCCUUAAGGAUUUGCUAGAGGAGGGGUCUCGUGGGGUUUCAACUCAACUAAGUCUAUAUCAUCAUUAUCCAUUUAAGAUCAAGAAGAAGAUGAAACCUAGUGAUUUGGGAAAUUUAUGCAGGCUACUUGUGUCUGCAGAUUUAGUGAAGAAACAUAUCCUCCCAUUCCUAAAAAAGGAUCAAAUUAAACAGCUUGAAGUGAAGAAUCAAGAAAUCAAUGGUUUGAAGGUCUGGGUUUGGGAUAUGAAUACAGAGAGCAUGCAUCAGUUGGUCUUCAAAAGAUGGAGCACUUCAAAAAGUUAUAUUUUCAAUGAUGGCUGGACAAAGCAGUUCGUUAAGAGGAGGAAUUUGGUUGAAGGUGAUGAAAUCGGACUCUUUUGGGACAAUGAUCACUCAAGAUUUCACUUCAGUGUUCUGAGUAGGACUGCCGCUACUGGCUAA
Messenger RNA from Dovyalis caffra, 951 nucleotides. The record is from the annotation of a GenBank genome assembly. NCBI's taxonomy places the organism in Eukaryota, Viridiplantae, Streptophyta, Magnoliopsida, Malpighiales, Salicaceae.